GGGAAGCCGCUGCGAAUGAAAGUAGGAAAGAAAGCACGAGCUGCUGCGCAAGAAGAAGAGGAGGAAGAGGAGGAAGCAGAUCCGAUCGAUCGAGCCGAGGUCGUUCAGCUGACGAUGGCAGCCCCGAACCCCGAUUCCAGAGACGCGACGCCCGGAUUGGCGCAGAUCGGGACCGAAAUUUCGGACUCGAAGAAGGGCGCUGGAAAAUGACGGAAGUGCUGCUGCUGGUGCAGAUUUUGUAGUUAGGUUGUUGUUGGGUGGCUCGAAUCCGCGGCCUCUAGAGGUUGGGAAGCAGAGGAGGAGGGAGGGAGGCGAGGAAGAGGAGGGUGGGACGAGAAUUGGUGACAGGAUGAAGAGGAGGGCGGAGAGGGCGGAUUUUGGAAGUGGAUGCGGAGGUGGGGGCGGAGGCGGAUGGAGAUCAGCUUCGAAGUGAGCGAGGGGUGAGGGAGGGCAUUAGCAUGCGGAGAAUUCUCGGUUUGUGCUGUGAGGGUGGCGAAUUGGUACGGAGGAGGCAUGGCGCCUAGUCGCCUGCUGCUACCAAGCAUCAACGCUAUCAGGGUUUGGACGCGACCGCUGAGUACGGCUGUGGCGAGGCCGCGGUUUUCGUACCAAUCUCCUCCGAAGACGCGACCGAUUGUGAUGGCGAACGUGACGAAGGCCAAUUUUUGGGAGACUUAUGAGCAGCUGGUUAUUCACUUGCAGACUGCCGAUUUUGUGGCAUUGGAUUUUGAGAUGACGGGUGUGGAAACCACUCCGUGGCGACGUCACUCCGAGCUGGAUACUUGCGAUACUCGAUAUUUGCACAUCAAGCAUUCGGCGGAGUCCUUCGCCGUUUGGCAGUGUGGAGUGUGUCCUUUUAAGUGGGACGAGCCCGGGCAAAAGUUCAUUGCGUACCCGUAAGCGUUUGUCCUUGUGUGCAUGAUUUUAUUCGGAGCUUCAUAGAUUCGUCGUGAUAUAAUUUCUACAUUUUUCCACGGAACGAGCUUCCUGUAGAAAUGCCAUCGAGGAGCUAUUUUUGUCAAACAGCAUCUUUGGAAUUUCUUGCAAAGCAUCGCUUCGAUUUCAACACCACAGUUUAUAAUGGAAUCUCUUAUUUGUCAAGAGAGCAGGAAGAGAUUGCAAGAGAUAAACUCGGCCUUACUGAAGAAGCGCAAAAGUGGAAGCGCUUACAGGCGGAAAUGGAGCCCGAGAUUCCUUUAACUAGAACCGGUGACGUUCUAUUUUCGGAAAAAGUUAGAGUACAACUCGGAGCGUGGCGAGAUGGUGUAAUGAGAAAUCAACAACGAUGGGAAUGGACUGAUCCAGGAGGAGGUUCUAGUGGACGCAGGAGUAGUAUAUCCAGUAUAGAUGCAGUCACAAAGGAGAAGGGUAUUGAAGGUUUUAAGGAUACAUGGUCAGCGAAGUCUGAUGCGCCUAGUUCUUCUUCUUCGGAUAAAGACAGACCUGUUAGUGAUGGAGGUUUAUCCAGUCAUCGGCCCUCUUUUUUUGUGGACAUUUUCGGUAAUAAUCAAGCUCGGCUGGUCAAGCAAGUUUUACGCAAGCACUUUCAGGAUCUUGUUGCUGUCGUCAUCGACAAGCCUAAUGCCGAAGACCGCAAGCAAGUGAAAGUCAUUUUUACGACUUCUAAGGAAGAUAAACUAAAACUUGAGAAGGAGUUAGAAGAGGAGAAUCGAAAGAAGCUUGAGGCUGUGGUAUUUCAAGCUGUUGGUUUCCGGAAAGUAAUUGAUGCAAUCGAAGCAUCGGGAAUUCCCCUUAUUGGACACAACUGCCUACUCGAUUUAGCCCAUCUACAUGACAAGUUUCUGGGACCAUUACCACCAAACGUGAGGGGAUUUUCCGCUUCCAUUUCCAGACAUUUUCCCUGUAUCCUGGAUACAAAGUAUUUGCUGAAAACAGAGCCUACUCUUCGUGAAGCGAAUAGUAGGAGUACGUCUCUGGCCAUUGUGUAUCAACAACUAUGUCAAGGCUUUUCAGACCAAGCUGGAAUUCCGGGAAGGUUUUACAAUGGAAAACCAAGGAUAGUAACGAGGCCUAUUUCAAGAGUGAAAGUUGAGAUUGCUAGCGAACUUCAAAGGUAUUCUGGUGGAACAGAUACCGGUUUGAAACAUGAAGCAGGUUUUGAUGCGUACAUGACAGGGUCGGUCUUUGCUCAAAUUUGCCAUCUGUUACAAGUAGACACUGCUACAAUACGGUCGCUACCACAGGCCGCGAUGUCUCAAGUAGAUUCACGGCUUGGGUUCGCCAGCUACACAAAUCUGUUGAUGCUUCAGACUUUCAAGGGACAGUUGGCAUUAGAUUUGAGAACUGGAAAGGAAGCCCUCGGUGACAGAGCUCCACGUGGACCACAAUCCCCUCCUUAUCGUUUGCUUAACCGGGAAAAUGUCGUCCUUGUUUGGGGGCUCCCUUCGAAGAUCCAAGACCCCAUUUUGCGCAAAAUGGUGCAGAAUGUAUUUUCGAAGGAAAAGCGUUUGGCUAACGUGGAGAUCAUCUGUGUCGAUGAAAGUUCGGCAUUUGUAGAGUUUAGGAGUGCCGCAAUAUUGGAGGCCUUCAUGCGAGCUUUUGAAGUUGCUCUGAGCGACAGUUCGAAUUCAGAAGCACUUUUGGAUUUAAGAGAUUUCAAGGUUGCAAGGUUUGCAGCUUAUGAACGAAUUUGCAGGUCUCCGUUGUCAACGGAGACGUUAGGGAUAUCUGCAGACUUGCUAAAAAUUAGCCAUUUUGAAGACAUAGUGGCCAUCAACAACAGCAACAGAGCUGAGGUUGCGGAGGUAAGGGCAAGUUCUCAUCAGGAGCCAUCCAGCUUAAAUGGUGGGAUUCAAACAACUUGUGUGAAUGAAUUUCGCUUCAAUGAGCAUGGGCCUGCGAAAGAAGAAUUCGCAGCUGCCAGCUGGUCUCCUGAGGAAGGGUUGAUCACUGAUGAUAUUCAGUCUCCUCCAGGCAUUUCUUUGGGCACGGAAGCAACGAAGUCCACUGUAGACGUUGAUGCAGGGAGUAGCACGAAGAGCAUACGUCCGAUCGGGAUUGAUCCCGAUUCUCCAGAUGCCCAACAUGGUCUAGAAGGUGAUGAGCGUCCUGCUGUAACAGCUAGUUAUAGUAGAUGGAUGAAACGGGUCUUUGAUGAAGAUGAGGCAUCACCCUCAUCACCACCCAAGAAGCGCAGGACCCUUGAAGAUCCGAAAGACGUGUAAGUGGAGAUGGCAAUCGUCCGCACUCCUGAUUGUGAAUGUCAUGUAGGACUUUGUAGCUUUGACCCGACGUGUCACAACAUUUGACACUGAAGAAGACAAUGGAGGUAAGUUUGUCAGGAUUCUUGCACAUCCGUGAGAUCUAGUAGUGGUCAGUAAUAUAAAGGUUUUUAUCUACAUAACAAGUUUAGCUAACUGUGUACAGAUAUUACAUUCACUUUCUUAAUUGAUUUGACCAACUUAAAGCGACGAGUGGUCAUGUGAAACAUACUUCAGCUUUUUCAUGGCAUCUUCUUCACGUCGGGGUCCGGAGAGAAGCUUUUUCAGCGUGUGAGGUGGGGCACAACUCUCCUGUGUGAAUAUACGGUCCUGUGGUGGUCCAUUAGAUUCUAGCUUCCAUCGGCAACCACAGCUUUUUUGUCAGUCUGUUCAGAGUGCUUAUGUAGUCAAGGAGGUCAGCUACAUUCACUUCAAACGUUUAUGGAAGGCAAGUUCGUUGUUGUCACCAGUGGAGGAUGACGGAUUAGUAGGACGAAUGAAAGAAUAUGAACUUCACGGGGGAAGAAAACCCGGACACCAAACGUUUUGAGUUGAUAGGCAGGCCAUCUUUUUUCAUCACCCCUUUGGCCUGACGAAAGUUCAACUGGAGCUCAACUUGGCCACACUUUUCAUGUCUUUUCAUGUCUCGCGGUCUUCUGAUUUCAUGGAAGCCUUCAAAUCUGAAGUGGAUGUCUCUGGUUUGUGCGAUGUGGAAUACUUCUGAUAUU
This is a messenger RNA of Marchantia polymorpha subsp. ruderalis, 3949 nucleotides long. NCBI's taxonomy places the organism in Eukaryota, Viridiplantae, Streptophyta, Marchantiopsida, Marchantiales, Marchantiaceae. The record is from the annotation of a GenBank genome assembly.